AUGCUCUGGCUGCGUUGCUGGAGGUUCUCGGAGGCGAACGAAACUCGUGAGGUUUCGGAAAAGCAGUUGCGUCGAGAACUGUACGUGAACACGGGAACGCGGCUGCUUUCAGAAUGGUCUGACGACGAAAGCGUUGAGCAGCUGGAUGUUCUGCAAUCGCGCAAGUGCUUGAAGAUGAACGCGGAAGCUACGGGCAGCACGUCGUCGCUGACCGACAAGGAGCGUUACGCGAGCCGGUCGAGGUCAGGUUUCGCUGAAGCGACUUGUGCUGGUUGGCUAUGGGUGUGCCUCCUGUUGUCUGUGCUUUAUUUUGCGUUCUUCGAAGUGGACUUGCAUGGCAUUCGUUCAAGAGCCUGCUGA
Molecule: messenger RNA, 360 nt
Organism: Soboliphyme baturini
Lineage: Eukaryota; Metazoa; Nematoda; Enoplea; Dioctophymatida; Soboliphymatidae
Source: the annotation of a GenBank genome assembly